ACAAUACAACUACAAUACUUCCGUUCAUAGUCCCCUAAAGGAAAUAUGCCCUUUCAAGGUGUUAUAGUCGGGAUUCUCCGCCCAUUAUCCAAUACCAUGAUAAAGAAAUUUCUCUAAAGGGUUCCUAAGAACGUUCAUCCUCGCACAGAUAUGCCUUCAAAGGGAAAGAAGAACUCAAAGACGCUCUCUAGAUUGUCUAACUCGAACAAAUCUCAAUCACCUYURCCACGGUUGGCGAUACCUCMUGCCUCUSAAGUUGGUGAAGAUGAUUUUGUUUCCUCCAYUGAAGAAGCUUCAAGUAAAUAUCCUUCUUUGAUCGGUAAAUCYGCGUUCAUUGGGAGAGUUACUAAUGCUCCARUCCAAUCUGGUGGUUGUAAAGUUUGGCUUUCUGAAUCUUCUAUGGUUGCUUCUAGCUUCACCCAAGGAGCUAUUGUCUCGGUAGCACUUGCUUCUGUAGAAGGGAGCAAUUUAGAAGGCUUUCCUCUUUCCUGUAGUAGACACUUUGGGAUUGAUUAUGGAGAUUCUUUAACCAAUGAAGUGGGAAAUUACUUUGCUCUUGCGAGAAUUUUUUCUUCUAAUAAGGCUCUACUGGUGUCGGCAUGGAAAUUGGAUCAAUUAAGUGCUUCAUCUCUCUCGUUAGAUUUGGAGUGUUCUGUCAUACUUGAGGUACCAAAGGUAAAAUGGGAAGAUAUUGGUGGACAAAGGGAGGUUAAGAUUCAAUUAAUGGAAGCAGUAGAAUGGCCUCAAAAACAUCAAGAUGCAUUCAAGCGAAUAGGGACUCGACCUCCAACAGGAGUGUUAAUGUUUGGUCCUCCUGGAUGCAGCAAAACCCUCAUGGCACGUGCUGUAGCUUCUGAAGCAGGACUAAAUUUCCUUGCAGUAAAAGGCCCAGAACUUUUCAGUAAAUGGGUUGGUGAAUCUGAGAAGGCUGUUAAAUCUCUAUUUGCUAAGGCAAGAGCUAAUGCACCAUCAAUAAUAUUUUUUGAUGAAAUUGAUGGUCUUGCUGUCAUUCGUGGGAAGGAAAGUGAUGGAGUUUCUGUCUCUGAUAGAGUUAUGAGUCAACUUCUUGUUGAAUUGGAUGGUUUACAUCAGAGAGUUGGUGUUACUGUCAUUGCUGCUACCAAUCGGCCAGAUAAGAUUGAUCCAGCCCUUCUUAGGCCAGGACGUUUUGAUCGGCUGCUAUAUGUUGGGCCCCCAAAUGAAUCUGAACGAGAAGAGAUAUUUCGUAUCCAUUUGUGCAGAGUUCCGUGCAGCCGAGAUGUCAGUACAAGGAAGUUAGCUUCUCUUACUCAAGGCUGUUCAGGGGCUGACAUAUCAUUAAUUUGUAGAGAAGCAGCUUUAUUAGCCCUUGAGGAGAACCUUGAGGCUUCAAAAAUAAAUAUGUUGCAUUUAGAAACUGCUGUUAGACACGUGAAGCCAUCUGAAACUGAACCUUAUCAAGAGUUAUCAUCCAAGUUUCAAAGACUUGUUUGUUCUACAUCACAAGGAACUGAUGUAGUGUAUCAGCAGUGCGCAAGACAAUCUAACUGGCUUUCUAAAUGGUGAGUAUAUCCUAUUUAUUUAUUUUAACUUCUUGUUGUUGAUGCACGGUUGGAUAGGCUAGAUUUUUGUUCACUGAAUUUGUAAUUUAUGUUGCAUAAGAUUUGUGGUUAAUACACUUAAAGGAAAUUGCAGAUAUUUUUUUUGUUUGAUCAUUGUCAAUUGGAAAGUAUUUUUGUGAUUUCCUCUGAACACGAUGUUGGGUAUCUAGGAAAUUUACGU
Momordica charantia (bitter melon) is the source of this 1761-nucleotide messenger RNA. Lineage: Eukaryota; Viridiplantae; Streptophyta; Magnoliopsida; Cucurbitales; Cucurbitaceae. The record is from RefSeq and is a predicted model, not a curated record.